AUGUCGGAGCUCAAGCUUCAGCUCCCCCCAGAUGGGAUGCCGUAUGCUGAUUUCAACCCUUCGAUUAUCACCAUAAUCGUAAUCUUGGUUGCAGCUCUCUUCUUAAUGGGGUGUUUCUCGAUUUACAUCCGGCGGCGCUCAAACGAAGGAGGUGGUAUUAUCCGUAGAGUCUCCAUACGCCGUGCUGCGGUGGCGUCACGCGGUCUCGAUUCGACGGGAGCACUUGAGUGCGCCGUGUGUCUCAAUGAAUACGAAGAUGAAGAAACUCUCCGGUUGAUUCCGAAGUGCGAUCAUGUUUUCCAUCCCGAGUGUAUUGACGCUUGGUUCGAGAAUCACGUCACUUGCCCUGUCUGCCGUGCGAAUCUCGUUCCUGAUUCCGGCGAGUCCGGUAACGUUCCCGCAGAGGUGGAGCUAGCUGUUUCAGGCGAUGAACAUCACCGGACCACCGCAGCUGGGGAAGAAAAUGACGGCGUUUCUGGUUCUGGUUCUGGUUCCGUUUCCAUUUCCAUUGCUGAAGAUCCUGUAGUCAACAUACAAGAGCCAGCGACGCAUACUGAGUCGCUGAACCGGAACCAAAGUGGAAAACAGAACCGGCCACAGAUAUUCCCGAGGUUGUUCGACAAGUUUAGAUCUCAUUCGACCGGACACUCGCUGGUUCAACCGGGGGAGAAUCUAGACCGGUUUACGUUGCGGUUGCCGGAAGACGUGAGGAAGCAAGUCGUGAAUCGAGCUCUGCUAAACCGGAUGGGAAGCACUGUGAGGAUGACCGGAGAAGGGAGUGAAAAGAAAGGGUUCAGGACGGCCGGAGUAGGUAGCGGCCGGAGAAAAUCUUACAGACGGCUGGAGAGUUUAGACCGGGUGGUGGUGAGGUCAGAACGGUGGGUUUUGUCGAGGGCACCAUCUUUUUUGACUCGAGCAUUCUCCAUUAGGUCUCCGAGGGUUGUCUCCGGCGACGGCGAAGCAUCAACGUCGGCGACGACGCCGAAAGGCUCCAAAUCGGGCGAUAAAAUUCCACUAAAUAACUUUGGACCCAAAAGUUGUUGA
This is a messenger RNA of Lactuca saligna, 1044 nucleotides long. Lineage: Eukaryota; Viridiplantae; Streptophyta; Magnoliopsida; Asterales; Asteraceae. The record is from the annotation of a GenBank genome assembly.